Molecule: messenger RNA, 948 nt
Organism: Tetranychus urticae (two-spotted spider mite)
Lineage: Eukaryota; Metazoa; Arthropoda; Arachnida; Trombidiformes; Tetranychidae
Source: RefSeq, a predicted model, not a curated record
CUCCUUCUAUUCAUCAUCAUUAUCAUCAUUCUCUUCUUUUCUCCUUCUCUUACAGAUAAAUGGCCUAGAUGUUUGUCUCCAAUUUUUUUCUUUUCACCUUUUAGUAACAUCGGUUACACAUUGAACGGUUAGACCAUAUUUCAACCGUUUUGUCUGGUUUCAACCAUAUUUUUCUUUUUCACUCUUUUCCUCUUCUUCUUCUAGUUUCUUUAAACAAUUGUGAUAGUAUAUAAAUAAUUGUGUUUAUAUAUUAAUUAUUAUGUGGUUUUGAUCAUUAACCUUCGAACCAUGAUUUGUUUCUAUCGAUGGCCCAAUCAUAUUUACCAACAUACCAAAUUGUUUUAUUUGUUGUUUUGGGGAUAAAUGUUAUUUUUUGGAUCAUUCUUCUUUGUUGGAGGUUUUUUUGUUUCGAUACAAUGGCCAAUAAUUUAACAAGAUGUCGCCGAUUCUUGAACUCAUUAACCAGCUUAUCAAUCAAUGUUAACCAGAUGCACAAUUUUACAAUUAGAGGAGCCGUUUUGAGGAUUAAUAGUGAUUUACCUCCACCUUAUGAACAAGCCAUAAAAUAUCCAUCAUUGACAUCAAUCUCAGGACAGUUGACUGGCCAUUGUAACCAAGUUUUAAUAGCUGAACAUGCUAAUUGUUGCUCAUCUCAAUUGGAACCAGCUCCAAGCUAUUUUGAGUCACAAGUAUUAUCCUUGCCAUUACAUCAACCCCACACAGCGCCGUCAUCUUCAUCAUCCUCGUCAUCAUCUUCAUCUGUAUCUUCAUCAUGCUCGACGAAACCAAUCAAAGGUAGAUCAAUACACAGGUCUUUUUCAUUUGGUGAUAUGGAAAGCUAUAAAAAAUUUCACCAUUAUUUAAACAAUGUCUAGUGAUGUACACAUUUUUGUCAAUCUUAAAAUUGGACCCGCUUAUACAAUAAAGCAGUAACUCAAAUUAUUUAAA